Messenger RNA from Didymodactylos carnosus, 1584 nucleotides. Lineage: Eukaryota; Metazoa; Rotifera; Eurotatoria; Philodinida; Philodinidae. The record is from the annotation of a GenBank genome assembly.
AUGGACGAUUCAUUUGUGACAAUAAAUCGUAAAGCAUUGGGUAGAGUAGCAUUUCUUGGCUCAUUAUAUGAUGUUCGAACUGAUCGGUUCUCUCGUGAAACCCUUUUCAAUGAUACAAUACCAGAUGUUGCUAUUAAAACUGUUGACAUACCACAUACACAUUAUGAUUAUGUUGAAAAAGAUACGUAUGCCGAAAAGUUUAGUAAAUUAAAUGUUGAAGCUGCACUCAAGGUUAGUAUACUAUCAGGACUAGUUGAGCUUGAAGGUUCUGGAAAAUAUAUAACUAAUGAAAAGCAAACAGAUAAAACAUUCAAAGCAGCACUCAUUUAUCAUAUAUCAACAAAAGAAGAACAGUUAAUAAUUAACCAUAGUAUAUUAAGCCAACAUAUGUCAUAUGAAGCAUUUCAAAGUUCAAAUGCAACACACGUUGUUGUUGGCAUUAAAUGGGGUGCUAAUUGUUGUGUUACAUUCGAACAACAACUCAAAGAUAAAAACAAUGCUAGAGAUAUUGAAGGGCGCUUGAAAGCACAAUUGACAAAAGCCCUUGGUCCAGUUGGUUCGAUAGGAAUUGAUGGAAAUACUCAGAUAGGUGAAGGAGAAAUAUCAAAACAAGCGUCAUUUUCGGUACAAUUCUAUGGAGAUGUUGUUAUAAACACUGAACAUCUUCCACAAUCCGUCGACGGUGUUCUUCAUGUCAUGAAAAAUAUUCCAGCUUUUAUUGAACGAUCAAAUGAAGGAAAAGGUAAGCAACUUGAAUAUAUCUUAUAUCCAUUGCAACAAGUUGCUCGAGCAUUCAAACAACCUAUCAAAACUGAUAUAAUACUAAAAGAAAUAAAUGGAGCUAUAAUACAGCAAAUAGAACAUGAUAUUGACGAAUUUUUAAUAGCUAAACGUCGAUUUAAUGAUUUUUUUACAUUAGUAGAAUCAUUUAAAGAACAUAUACCACGAAAGUACUAUAAUGGAGUUAAGAACAAAAAUUUAGAAUUAAUAAAUGAAUACUGUAAAUUUCAAGACGAAAUAAAAACUAAUUUAACAAAACUUCGAUCAAAUACAGCUAAUGAAAAUGAAAUACAAAUAGUACUCGAACGUUUUCGACGAAGCUGCUGCUCAUCACAAGGAAUUGAUGAAUAUUUUAGGGAAAAUAUAAAACUAAAAGAAAAAUGUCAAUUAUUAUCAUUAUUUCAAAAAAAAGGUAUUAGUUUAGUAAAAGAAUCUGUAUCACCCGAACUUUUACCACAAGAGCAUGAUAAUACUGAUAUUUACAUAAUAUACAUUAGUGACGAACUACAAGAAAAUGAACGCGAUAAAUGGAUCCAACAAUAUGAAUAUUUUAUGAAAAUUAUGAAAAAUACAAAAAACCAAUCUAUGUCAUCAGAUACAACUGAACCAGAAUUUUUUCUUGUUGAUUAUGAUGUUCAUACAAAUAUAGAUAAAAGUCAGGGUGUCAAAAUACAUUUUUAUCGCAACGGAACGAAAAUAACAGAUGAUUACUAUACGUAUCAAAAUAAAAAUUUAACAGAAUCAACACCAGUCGAACGCAAUCAACAACAACAAGGUAAAGAGGAAACGAACGGUUCGACAUAA